AAGCUGAUGGGUGCUGAUUCUCUCCAGCUUUUCAGAUCCAGAUAUAUAUUGGGUAAAAUCUACUUCAUAGGUUUUCAAAGGAACAUUCUUCUGAGCAAAUCUGAAAACUCUCUAAACUCCAUUGCAAAGGAGACAGAAGAAGGAAGAGAGAAGGUAACAAGGAAAGAAGGAUGGAAGAGAAGGCAUGAGGACAGCUAUUUGGAAAUGGCACAGAGGCAUUUACAGAGAUCAUUAUGUCCUUGCGUCUCUUACCUUCCUCAGCCCUACGCAGAGCUUGAAGAAGUAAGCAGCCAUGUUGGAAAAGUCCUCAUGGCAAGGAAGUAUCUGGCCUCUAAGGACUGCAGGCAGCCUCUAGAACGAAUGUGGACCUGCAACUACAACCAGCAAAAAGACCAGUCAUGCAACCACAAGGAAAUAACUUCUACCAAAGCUGAAUGA
Molecule: messenger RNA, 438 nt
Organism: Nomascus leucogenys (northern white-cheeked gibbon)
Lineage: Eukaryota; Metazoa; Chordata; Mammalia; Primates; Hylobatidae
Gene: DAOA
Product: D-amino acid oxidase activator
Source: RefSeq, a predicted model, not a curated record